GUUUACACAUUAAAGCAUCACUGAACCAAUAUUUAAAAAAGGGGGAGAAAAUGCUGUAAUUUCAUGCAUGAAAUAGUAUAAGUAGUGACAACCACACUGAUGACUGAGUGAACUGUCCGAAUUCGACAUUGUGUCAGUGUAAAUGAUAAUCAGUUUCAAAAUAAACCCUCACAAAUAUCGUUUCACCUAAAACUUAUAAUGAAUUUCUUGUUCUUUAGGUCAGAGAAAUAUUUUAAGAUGAAGUUGUCGCACACUGUAGCAGUCAUUUGCAUAGCAAUUCUUUUCGUCAUCGCUUUAAUACUGUGCCUCAAAUACAGCAGAAACUGGAGAAUUGAAAGAAUAUUCCUCGCAAUAGUGCUUUUACUAUGGUCGGCAGAAGUCUGCUUGGUAGAUUGCCAAGGCAUUAGUUUAAAGUGUUCAUACCUAUUCAUGUUCACUAUUCUGGAAGAUUUAUUAGUGAUUAUUUUAUUCUUCAUGAGAAGAAGAUUGAAAAUAAUUGUGGCUGUCGUACUGGCGGUUUCAUCGAUAAUUUGUGCAGUUAUUGCGGUAGUUUUGACGUUCAUACCUUGGUAUUUUGAGGACCUCUACAAAAUGCUGGUGGGCGCCUUCCUCAACACUUCCAUGUGUUUGAUGUUAAUGGUUGUUGCGAACCAACUCAAAUCAGUUUGAUAUCAUACGUCCAGGUGACAAAGUGUAUUGCUAACAUAUUUGCCUGAUGUGUGAUUUCUGUUAACUCGG
This is a messenger RNA of Trichobilharzia szidati, 738 nucleotides long. NCBI's taxonomy places the organism in Eukaryota, Metazoa, Platyhelminthes, Trematoda, Strigeidida, Schistosomatidae. The record is from the annotation of a GenBank genome assembly.